This is a messenger RNA of Adineta steineri, 2775 nucleotides long. Lineage: Eukaryota; Metazoa; Rotifera; Eurotatoria; Adinetida; Adinetidae. The record is from the annotation of a GenBank genome assembly.
AUGACUGAAGAAGAAGAAGACGCAGAAUUAUUAAGUGAUGCUAAAGAAGCUGAAAAAUUAAAUUCAAUAACUCGAUUUGAUCAAUCACCAUGGUAUGUCAAAGGCGGAGAAAUGCGUGAUUAUCAAAUUCGUGGUCUUAAUUGGAUGAUAUCAUUACAUGAAAAUGGUAUCAAUGGUAUUCUUGCUGAUGAAAUGGGUCUUGGCAAAACUUUACAAACGAUAUCUUUACUUGGUUACAUGAAACUAUGUCGUAAAGCAGUACCACAUUUAGUAAUAUCUCCUAAAUCUACAUUACGAAAUUGGAUGAAUGAAUUAAAACGUUGGGUACCAUCAUUAAAUAGUGUUUGUUUAAUUGGUUCUGCAGAAGAACGUACGCGUAUAAUUCAUGAAGAAGUUGAACCUGGUGGUUGGGAUGUACUUGUAACAUCCUAUGAAAUUGUUUUACGUGAAGCUGCUCUUUUGAAAAAACAUAAUUGGAGUUAUGUUGUUAUUGAUGAAGCUCAUCGUAUUAAAAAUGAACAAUCAAAAUUAAGUAAAAUGGUACGUUUACUUAAAUCAACAAAUCGUUUAUUAAUCACUGGUACACCACUACAAAAUAAUCUUCAUGAAUUAUGGGCAUUGUUAAAUUUUCUUCUACCUGAUGUAUUUGAUUCAGCUGAUGAUUUUAAUGCAUGUGAUGUCGAAAAAAAACUUCCACCAAAAGUUGAAACAAAACUUUAUGUUGGAUUAGCACCAUUACAACGACAAUGGUAUACAAAAAUUCUAAUGAAAGAUAUUGAUAUAUUAAAUAGUGUAAGUGGAAAACUUGAUAAAAUACGUUUAUUAAAUAUUCUUAUGCAACUUCGAAAAUGUGCUAAUCAUCCAUAUAUAUUUGAUGGGGCAGAACCAGGUCCACCAUAUACAACCGAUAAGCAUUUAAUUGAGAAUUGUGGAAAAAUGGUUAUCUUAGAUAAACUUUUAACUAAACUUAAAGAACAAGGUUCACGUGUAUUAAUAUUUAGUCAAAUGACACGUAUGUUAGAUAUAUUAGAAGAUUAUUGUAUAUGGAAAAAUUUUGAAUAUUGUCGAUUGGAUGGACAAACAUCACAUGAAGAUCGACAAGCAUCUAUUGAUGCAUAUAAUAGUCCAGAUAGCACGAAAUUUGUAUUUAUGCUUUCAACACGUGCCGGUGGUUUAGGUAUUAAUUUAGCAACAGCUGAUGUCGUUGUUUUGUAUGAUAGUGAUUGGAAUCCACAAGUCGAUUUACAAGCUACAGAUCGAGCACAUCGUAUUGGUCAAUUGAAAACGGUUCGUGUAUUUCGUUUAAUAACUGAACAUACUGUUGAAGAACGUAUUGUUGAACGAGCUGAAAUGAAAUUACGUCUUGAUCAUGUUGUUAUUCAACAAGGUCGUUUACAGGAAGCGGCAACGAAAUUAGAUAAAGAUGAAAUGUUAUCUAUGAUUCGUCAUGGUGCAACUCAUGUAUUUUCAUCGAAACAAGAUGAAAAUGAAUUGGAUGUUGAUAUUGAUUUUAUAUUAGCACAAGGUGAACGAAAAACGAAAGAAUUAAGAGAAAAAUUUGAAACAUUGGGUGAAGGUCAAUUAAGAAAAUUUACUAUUGAUAAUGAAAAUCUAUCUGGUCCAAAUGCCAGUGGAUCCGGUGAUGGAACUGAUAUUGGUGGUAGUUCAAUUUAUAAAUUUGAAGGUGAAGAUUACCGAGAAAAACAAUCAUCAACUCUCGGUAUUAAAUGGAUUGAGCCACCUAAACGAGAACGUAAAGCAAAUUAUGCAGUUGAUGCCUAUUUUCGUGAAGCAUUACGAAUGAGUGAACCACGUGCACCGAAAGCUCCUCGACCACCACGUCAACCAAAUGUUCAAGAUUUUCAAUUUUUUCCUCCACGUCUUUUUGAAUUACUUGAUCGAGAAAUUUAUGCCUAUAGAAAAUCAAUUGGUUACAAAGCUGUACGUGAUCCUGAUUUAGAUGAACAAGAAGGUAAACGACAACAACAAGAAGAACAAAAAAAAAUUGAUGAAUCUGAAUCAUUAAAUGAAGAUGAACAAUAUGAAAAAGAACAAUUACUUCAACAAGGUUUUUGUAAUUGGACAAAACGAGAUUUUAAUCAAUUUAUUAAAGCAAAUGAAAAAUAUGGUCGAGAUGAUUUAGAUGCUAUUUGUCGAGAUGUUGAAGGAAAAACACCUGAUGAAGUUAUGUCUUAUGCAAGAGUUUUUUGGGAUCGAUGUCAUGAAUUAACUGAUGUUGAACGUAUUAUGGCACAAAUUGAACGUGGUGAAACAAAAAUACAUCGAAGAAUUAGUAUUAAAAAAGCACUUGAUGCAAAAAUGGCUCGUUACAAAGCACCAUUUCAUCAAUUACGUAUUCAAUAUAAUACUAAUAAAGGCAAGAAUUAUACUGAAGAAGAAGAUCGUUUUCUACUCUGUAUGUUACAUAAACUUGGAUUUGAUAAAGAAAAUGUUUAUGAAGAACUUCGUUAUGCUAUACGUCAAUCACCACAAUUUCGUUUUGAUUGGUUUCUUAAAUCACGUACAUCAAUUGAAUUACAACGACGUUUAAAUACAUUGAUUACUUUUGUUGAACGAGAAAAUCAAGAACUUGAAGAACGUGAACGAGCUGAAAAGAAAAAAGGUCGUACAUCAUCUAAAAAUACAAAUGCAUUAAAUGCAUCACAAAAUUCUCAAUCAACACCUGUUGCAAAGAUUAAUGGUAAUCAAAAACGUAAACCUGAUGCAUUUACAACUGCAUCAAAUAGUUCACCUGCUAAACGAAAGAAGAAAUGA